UUCCAGGACGACCUCGAUCUCGACCUGCCCAUCUCGUCCUUGAAGAAGUUCAGCACCCACAACCCACACAACUACAUCUCCAACGACCCCAAAACAUACGCCUACGCCACCUUCCUAUCCGGCCACAACCCCUCCCUCAAAGACCCCUUCUACCUCGCCACCCACAACGUCGUGCACAGAGUCCUCUGGGCGCAGCGCUCCAAAACAACAAAAUAUCCCUUCGUCGUCUUCGUCGCGCACUACGUAUCGCAGGAGCAGCGCGACCUGCUCUCUGGCGCGGGGGCACUGGUCCGGGAACUCGCGCCGCUGGACUGGGACCCGCACGUCGCGGGCGUGCAGAAGCGGUGGAAAGACCUCUUCGCGAAGCUCAACAUGUGGGCCGAAACAGAGUUCUCGCGCUACCUGUUCCUCGACGCGGACGCGUUUCCCGUCGCGCACAUUGACGAGAUGUUCGAUAUUGCGCCGCUGCAGGACUGCGAUGCGGCGAAGCUGACGCUCGACGACUGGGUCGACGACGCGCCGUGGUGCGAGCCGUAUAUUUUUGCUGGCACGGCGCUUACUGUUGGUGGGGAUGCGAAGCCGGAGUUCAAUUGUGGGAGUAUGGUGUUUACGCCGUCUAAGCUUAUGCAUAAGCGCUUGUUGCAGAAUUAUCUCAAGACUGAUCGGUAUAAUGUCAUGAUGUCUGAACAGGGGUUCUUGAACUGGCAGUUUAGUAUUGAUGGGGCGUUUCCGGGCGUGCAGUUGGAUAGGAAGUGGGGGUCAAUAUAUACGAAGGAGAGCGAGGAGGGCAUGAUGAAUGUUCUGCACGAGAAGAUCUGGUGGGACAACAGUGCAACGCGGGGGGAGAAUUGGCUGGACAGGGAAUGGAGGCAAGGGUGGAUCAAGAUGGUCAAGUUCUACGAGAGCGAUGACUUUGCGUUGGAGAGGGCAAAGGAUGGU
Dothidotthia symphoricarpi CBS 119687 is the source of this 939-nucleotide messenger RNA. RefSeq names its product glycosyltransferase family 8 protein. The transcript has a single exon. The record is from RefSeq and is a predicted model, not a curated record. Gene Ontology annotation, molecular function: glycosyltransferase activity. NCBI's taxonomy places the organism in Eukaryota, Fungi, Ascomycota, Dothideomycetes, Pleosporales, Dothidotthiaceae. The annotation marks the transcript as partial.